Molecule: messenger RNA, 366 nt
Organism: Bactrocera neohumeralis
Lineage: Eukaryota; Metazoa; Arthropoda; Insecta; Diptera; Tephritidae
Product: small lysine-rich protein 1
Exons: 2
Coding region: 42-296 (84 amino acids)
Source: RefSeq, a predicted model, not a curated record
GGUGUUUCUGAUUUGGAAUUUUUAUAAAUUUAUUUUUGCAAAUGGGUGGAAAAGGCAAGAAGAAACGUAAUAGCAAAGAUUCCUCAUCCAGUAAUAAUGGUAAUGGCGAGGAGGGGGAGAAGAAAAAAGAUGGUAAGAAGAAGAGCAGCGGCAGCAAGUCGCUGGGUUGCGACAUCUUCAACGAUGUAGCCAUGGAAAAUGCCUACUAUGUGUGUCACAAUGUGCAGGACUUACUCAAAACACGUGGCUUUGCUUGGCCCGAUGGACAAAAGAAGAAGAAAAAGGGCAAACGUUAAAUACUUAUUUAUUGUAUUUUUAGUGAAUCCAAGUUAAACGUUCUAAAAAUAUACAUAUGUAUUUAUUUUA